Molecule: messenger RNA, 1788 nt
Organism: Penicillium manginii
Lineage: Eukaryota; Fungi; Ascomycota; Eurotiomycetes; Eurotiales; Aspergillaceae
Product: glutamyl-tRNA(Gln) amidotransferase subunit PET112
Exons: 4
Coding region: 1-1788 (595 amino acids)
Biological process (GO): mitochondrial translation; glutaminyl-tRNAGln biosynthesis via transamidation
Molecular function (GO): glutaminyl-tRNA synthase (glutamine-hydrolyzing) activity
Source: RefSeq, a predicted model, not a curated record
AUGCUUCGGCCAAGGCCCCGCGGUACCGUCCGCUUACUCCGGUUCACUCCUGUGACUCGCCCCCAGAACUUGCACUUGCUGCAGUUCCUACAGUUUUCUUCCCUGCCAACGCGCAGUGCUCCCACUCCCUCCGUCCAACCAGAUUCAUCCGACCGCGUCCCCCUCCGCAAACAACUCAAGCAGGAUGCGAAGGCUCUCAAGGCCCAGAAAAGGCAACGCAAGGAAAGUGAAGAAGCUUCGCGUGAAAUAUGGGAAUUAACAGUCGGCGUGGAGAUCCACGCCCAGCUGGAUACGAAAGCAAAGCUGUUCUCUCGUGCUGCCACGUCCACAAGUGACCUUCCCAAUUCCAAUGUCGCCUUGUUCGACUUAGCCUUUCCGGGCAGUCAGCCGGAAUUUCAAGCUGCUACCCUUCUUCCCGCUCUCCGUGCCGCAAUCGCUUUGAACUGCGAUAUCCAGCCUGUCAGCCGGUUUGAUCGAAAACAUUAUUUCUACCAAGACCAACCAUCCGGGUAUCAGAUUACACAAUAUUAUGAGCCCUUUGCACGAAACGGUUACGUCGAUCUAUACGAUCAUGAUGGUAUCGCCCACGAAGAUGGUGAGCGCAUUCGAGUGGACAUCAAACAAGUCCAGUUAGAACAAGAUACGGCCAAAUCCCAAGAAUACCCUCCAUCUUCGCAGCUUCUUGAUUUCAAUCGUGUCUCCCACCCUCUGAUCGAGGUCAUCACAAUGCCUCAGAUUCAUACCCCCGCCACGGCCGCGGCAUGCGUUCGAAAACUCCAAGCGAUCCUACAAGCAUGCGGUGCCGUGACCACCGGGAUGGAGUUGGGUGGCCUUCGUGCCGAUGUGAAUGUCUCCAUCCGCCGGCGGGGAGAGGCACCAGGCAAGAAUCAUUAUGAUGGCAUCACUGGGCUUGGUCAGCGUACUGAGAUCAAAAAUCUGAGCAGUUUCAAGGCGAUAGAAGAUGCCAUUAUCGCCGAGAAGAAUCGCCAGAUCGCUGUGCUGGAAAGUGGCGGUGUCGUGGAAGGCGAGACGCGUGGAUGGGCCAUUGGCAGUACCGAGACUCGCCGACUGCGAGGUAAAGAAGGUGCUGUGGACUAUCGCUACAUGCCAGACCCCGAUAUUCCACCGCUCGUCAUUGGCGAGGACCUCAUCUCGCGUCUCCAGGCUACCCUGCCCACUGCCCCCGAUCAGCUCGUGGCACAACUUACCGGGCCCGAGUACGGUCUUCCGAUCGAAGAUGCCAAACCACUGAUUGAAUUGGACGACGGCGCUCGCUUGGAGUAUUACCAAGACGUAGUGGAGGCUCUCCAUUCCAUCCGCCCUGGUCAGGACGCCGCGACUCGCGCUGCUUUUGCGCGUAUGGCGGGUAAUUGGGUUCUGCACGAACUGGGCGGUCUAUUGACCAAAGCAGACCGGGCCUGGGACUCUGAAAUUAUCCCGGCCCGGUCUCUUGCCGACAUCGUCGACCAUUUGCAGCAGAAAUUGAUCACUGGUCCCACUGCAAAGCAAGUCCUGGCGGUGGUUUUCGAGGGGGAUCAUCGACCAAUUCCGCAGAUGCUGGAAGAGGACAACCUCCUGCUCCGGCCAUUGUCGCGGGAGGAAUACCUAGCACUGGCGGAGACAGCGAUGGCGCAGAAUCCCCAGAUGGUCGAGCAGAUCCGCAGCAAGAAUCAACUGGGGAAACUCGGUUGGUUCGUGGGGCAGAUGAUGCGCACGGGCGAGAAGGGCCGCGUUGAGGCACCAAAGGCCGAGGAGGUUCUCCGCGAACUUAUCCUGGGGAAGGCAUAA